Messenger RNA from Vicugna pacos (alpaca), 2268 nucleotides. Lineage: Eukaryota; Metazoa; Chordata; Mammalia; Artiodactyla; Camelidae. The record is from RefSeq and is a predicted model, not a curated record.
GUGUCUUGCGGCGAGGAUAAGUUGUCAAAUUAAACCACCGAACCUCAACCCCCAGUUUUGAUUUGAAUAGGACAGCUCCACGGACAGAGAAAGCGAGAAUGGAACAGAAGUGGGACUUGCAAAAUGUUGCCCUGUAAGAAGAGAAGAACUACACUGACAGACUCCCCCCAGCAUCAGGGCAACCAGGAGGAGGAUGACUUAGACCUAGAGUCAGCUGUUAAGCCAGAAUUGGACCACGUUAAAGACUUGGAGUCAGUGUCACUAUCCUGGGUUCCAAGUCAUGGCAGAGCGGCUGGCCUUGAAGUACAGUCUGUACAGGAUGCAGGAGAACAGCUUGGUGUCGAGGACCCACCUUCAGACUCUCGUGUGCUCACCCAGGACACAAAUGCACCAGUUUUAGAAGCUGUUGAUUUGGCCAUCUCUCAGGGAAUCACCCUACCUUCCUUGGAGUCUUCUCAGCCCCUAAAUAUACAUAUUGGUAAAGGAAAACUCCAGGCCACUAGCUCAAGGAGAGGGAAGAAAAUUAUACUCAGGCCUGGGCCAUUUACCCAAGAAGACAGAGAUGAUCAUCCUAUCACAAAGGAGCCUCUUUCAGGAGAGCCUAGCGAAGAAGUCAAGGAAGAAGGAGGAAAACCUCAAGUGUAUUCUGAAGGGGAGAUGCCUUCGCUGUCAUCAGGCAGCCACUCUACAAAACCAGCAGCCCAGCCUAGGAAAUCAUCCCAGCCAGAUGUCUGUGCGUCUCCUCAAGAAAAGCCCCUCAGGACUCUAGCUCACCAAACUGAGGAAGAGACAGAGGAUGGUGGACUCUUUAUUCCAAUGGAAGAGCAAGACAGUGAAGAAAAUGAGAAAAGACGGAAAAAGAAAAAGGGUACCAAGAGGAAAAGAGAUGGACGAGGUCAGGAAGAAGGCACUUUGGCUUGUGACCUGAAGCUGGAUGACGUGCUUGACCGCACCUUAGAGGAUGGGGCCAAGCAGCACAACCUAACAGCAGUCAACGUGCGAAACAUCCUUCAUGAAGUAAUCACAAAUGAACACGUGGUAGCUAUGAUGAAAGCAGCCAUCAGCGAGACAGAAGAUAUGCCCAUGUUUGAGCCCAAAAUGACACGCUCUAAACUAAAGGAAGUGGUGGAAAAAGGAGUGGUAAUUCCAACAUGGAAUAUUUCACCAAUUAAGAAGGCCAAUGAAAUUAAGCCUCCCCAGUUUGUGGAUAUCCACCUCGAAGACGACGAUUCCUCCGAUGAGGAGUACCAGCCAGAUGAUGAAGAGGAGGAUGAGACCGCUGAAGAGAGUUUAUUGGAAAGUGAUGUUGAAAGCACUGCUUCAUCUCCACGUGGGGCCAAGAAAUCCAGAUUGAGGCAGUCUUCUGAGAUGACUGAAACAGAUGAGGAGAGUGGCAUAUUAUCAGAGGCUGAGAAAGUCACCACACCUGCCAUCAGGCACAUCAGUGCUGAGGUAGUGCCCAUGGGGCCCCCGCCUCCCCCAAAGCCCAAACAGACCAAGGAUAGUACUUUCAUGGAGAAGUUACAUGCGGUAGAUGAGGAGCUGGCUUCCAGUCCGGUCUGCAUGGAUUCUUUCCAGCCCAUGGAUGACAGUCUCAUUGCAUUCCGAACUCGCUCUAAGAUGCCUCUGAAAGAUGUUCCCCUGGGGCAACUAGAGGCAGAGCUCCGAGCUCCAGAUAUCACCCCCGACAUGUAUGACCCCAACACAGCAGAUGAUGAGGACUGGAAGAUGUGGCUGGGGGGACUCAUGAAUGAUGAUGUGGGGAAUGAAGAUGAGGCAGAUGAUGACGACGAUCCAGAAUAUAAUUUCCUGGAUGACCUUGACGAACCAGACACUGAGGAUUUCCGCACUGACCGGGCAGUGAGAAUCACCAAAAAGGAAGUGAAUGAACUGAUGGAAGAGCUGUUUGAAACUUUUCAAGAUGAGAUGGGAUUCUCCAACAUGGAAGAUGACGGCCUAGAAGAGGAGGAACGUGUGGCUGAGCCUCGGCCUAACUUUAAUACCCCUCAAGCCCUACGGUUUGAGGAACCACUGGCCAACUUGCUAAAUGAGCAGCAUCGCACAGUGAAGGAGCUACUUGAACAGCCGAAGAUGAAGAAAUCUUCAGCCAAACAGCAGCAGGAGGUAGUAGACAGGGUUAAGCCCCAGAGUGAGAAAGUUCAUCAGACUCUGAUUCUAGACCCAGCACAGAGGAGGAGACUCCAGCAGCAGAUGCAACAGGUGAGACUCUUCUUCUGUAAUGUGGAUCAUCCAUUGGCUUGGCUCUGA